AAAGAGCUUUGUUUGAGUACAAAGCAAGCAAAAGUUUAUUUAUAAACAGCUUUCCUCUCUGAUUGUUUUUGCACUGUCAAGCAAGCAUAUAUCCCCAUUGGCAUACAUUCAUAUGUGUAUAUUCUUCUACUAUAAACAUAAUUUAGACAGUUAUAUAUCCAUUAAUUGUCUGUCUGUAGUAAAGUGAUCUUCUGUGACAACGAAAGUAACCAGCUAAAGUGCGAAUCUUUAUGAGAAACAGAACCUUAUAUCCUUCCACAGGUUGCCUUGCAAGGAUUCUUUGAGUUUUUUGUUUUGUUUUGGCUUCUACACAUGCACAAGACACCCACACAAGAUAUAUAUAUAUAUAUAUAGAAAGAGAGAGCGAAGAGACAAAUAUUUAAGCUAUCUUGGUCCUAUUUCUUUGUCUUCUUCCUCUUGAGAGUGUAGCUAAUGCCUAUUUGGUUUUACUUCUGAAGAUUUAGCUUCUCUUUUGGUCUUCAUCUUAAAACCAUGGCAUCAAAUAGAGCCUUCGCAACCAUUUGUCUUCUUCUUUGUGUAAUUCUCUCAACCAACUUCUUGACUCAUUGUGUAGUAGAUGCAAGAAAAAGCGAGGGAUUUGAGAGACAGCCAAAGGAGGUGAUGAUGAUCAAAGCAUUAAAGCACACAUCAUUGUUAGAGAAAAUGUUGACACAGCUCAAUCUUGCUCAGCCUUUAGACUAUUCUUCAUCCUCCAACACUCAACCUUAUGGCGUUAGCACCACUCUCACUCUACCUCCCUAUGUUUCACUUCCCCCACUUUCAGUUCCCGGAAAUGCCCCUCCUUUCUGCGUUAAUCCCCCACUUACUCCUCCUUCCACCUCUUAUCCUGGUCUUAGCCCACCUCCCGGCCCAAUCACAUUACCUAACCCACCCGAUUCCUCCUCUAACCCGAACUCCAACCCCAACCCACCCGAAUCAUCCUCUAACCCGAACCCACCUGAAUCAUCCUCUAAUCCAAACUCAAACCCAAAGCCACCGGAAUCAUCCUCUAACCCAAACCCACCGGAUUCUUCCUCUAACCCAAACCCACCCGAAUCAUCCUCUAAUCCAAACCCACCCGUUACCGGUCCUAACCCACCCGAAUCAUCCUCUAACCCAAACCCACCAGAGUCAUCCUCUAAUCCAAACCCACCCAUUACCAUCCCAUACCCGCCUGAAUCCUCCAGCCCAAACCCGCCAGAAACAGUUCCUAGCCCUCCAGAAUCUGGUUAUACACCAGGGCCUAUUUUAGGCCCACCUUACUCUGAACCAGGCCCAUCAACACCUACCGGAUCAAUUCCAAGUCCAUCAUCGGGGUUUCUUCCUCCGAUCGUCUAUCCACCGCCUAUGGCGCCACCGUCACCGAGCGUGACUCCGACCUCGGCUUACUGGUGCGUAGCUAAGCCCUCGGUCCCUGACCCAAUUAUACAAGAAGCCAUGAACUUUGCAUGUGGGUCAGGAGCUGAUUGUCAUCCAAUUCAGCCCAACGGGCCUUGCUUUAAGCCUAAUACAUUGUGGGCCCAUGCUUCGUUCGCCUUCAAUAGCUAUUGGCAACGGACCAAAGGUACCGGUGGCUCGUGCACGUUCGGUGGCACCGGCAUGCUUGUAACCGUUGACCCAAGCUUUAAUGGGUGCCAUUUUGAUUUCUUCUGAUGCAUGCAUGAAGACGAAGACAUCUCUCACUUUUCACCUUUUGUUGGAUACGAAUAAUAUCAAAUAAAUUUUGAUAUAAUACGUUAGGUGGGUCGCUCACUUGUAAGUUGUAACCAAUUAAAGCUUAUAAAUACAAAUUUCCUUGGGAAUGGCAUAAUUUAUAAAUGGGGUAUGCUAAAUAC
Arabidopsis lyrata subsp. lyrata is the source of this 1835-nucleotide messenger RNA. Its product is annotated as leucine-rich repeat extensin-like protein 5. The record is from RefSeq and is a predicted model, not a curated record. NCBI's taxonomy places the organism in Eukaryota, Viridiplantae, Streptophyta, Magnoliopsida, Brassicales, Brassicaceae. Bases 493 to 1653 code for a protein of 386 amino acids. The transcript has 3 exons.